This is a messenger RNA of Cicer arietinum (chickpea), 644 nucleotides long. RefSeq lists its product as uncharacterized. The record is from RefSeq and is a predicted model, not a curated record. Lineage: Eukaryota; Viridiplantae; Streptophyta; Magnoliopsida; Fabales; Fabaceae.
GUGAACGCGUUUUAGUGUGGCAUCUUCACGGAGCUUCUUAUUACAAAGCUGAGAAGUGAGAAUCAAAUCUUCACCGAAACAUGGCGGCGUGGACAGCGGCAGCUCGGCAAGCCAUCAAUAUCGGACGCCUCUCCUCACCCAAGUCGGCUUCAUUCGUUCAUCGGCGCGGUUUGGCUGGCUCCGCCGAUCAUCAUGGACCUCCAAAGGUGAACAUUUGGCAGGAUCCAUUGUCUCCAUCCAAGUGGAAAGAAGAACAUUUUGUGAUUGCUUCUUUGUCUGGAUGGGGUUUACUCAUCUAUGGUGGUUACAAAUUGUUCUCUGGAGGCAAGGACAAGAAGGAAGAGAAAGUUGGAGAAUCAAACAAGGAUUGAGGUUCUUAUAACAUCUACUAAUAAGUUGCUACUUGGCUUUUGGCGUCCGGGUUGUGUUUUUUAUCUUUGUAAAGAGACUUCAGUUUUGGGCAGUUUUAUUAGUGGUAUCUACAUAGCACUUUAAAGCAAUGGUUUAGGAAUAAUUACACAUUUUAAAAUUCUAUUGAUGUUAUGUAUUUUAUGGUCUCUGCUAAUAAGUUAUAAUACUAUGAGAGAUACAAGCUUGUCUGCCGAUAAAUUAGCUCUCUGAGUUUGGCUUUUAACUUCUAACAA